AUGGCGGCAGUAUACAAGUCAGUAUCUAAAAAGCAGGCUAAGCAGCUUGCUAGAGAGCAAGAGCAGGACGACUCGGACGCAGAAAUGGCCGACAUGGCUGACCUUCUCGCCGACGCCGACGAUACAAGCGACAGCGAAGAGGAGGAGGAAGAAAAUUUGGAAUCAGCCAAGAAGCAGCUUGCUGCUGGAUAUAUGCCAAAGACUCGGGUUCUUAUGUUGACUUCCAGGGGUGUCACAUCUCGCCAUCGGCACUUGCUCGCAGACCUUACUGGUUUACUCCCUCAUACCCACAAAGAAAGCAAGCUCGAUACUAAAAAGAAGACCGCUGGAUACAACUUACUUCUGAACGACCUUGCCGACCUGCAUUCAUGCAACGUCAUUUUCUUCCUCGAGGCUCGCAAGCGUGGUCAAGAUUUGUACCUCUGGCUCUCUCGUCCCCCGAACGGACCUACACUCAAAUUCCACGUUAACAACUUACAUACUAUGAGCGAACUGAAUGCUGGAUUCAGUGGCAACUGCUUGAAGGGUGGUCGUGGUGUUGUGGUUUUUGAUCGCUCAUUCGACGAACAAGGCCCGGUCAUGAGUCAGCCAGGGAACGAGUACCGUGGACUGGUCCGGGAGAUGCUGCGGGGUGUCUUCUCCGUUCCCAAGCGUGGCAUAAAGGGAAUGAAGCCUUUUAUCGACCGUAUCAUUGGUGUAUUUGGCGUCGACGGCAAGAUCUGGAUUCGCGUGUACGAGAUCAGAGAGUCCGAAGCUGGAGGUAAGAAGAAGCCAGAAGAUGGCGAGGAAACCGUGAAGCCUGUGCCCAAGGGCAAGGAUGGUCUACCAGAGGUCUCUCUUGUCGAGAUCGGACCUCGUUUCGUUUUGACGCCAAUUGUCAUCCUGGAAGGCAGCUUCGGUGGACCUGUUAUCUACGAGAACAAGGAAUACGUGAGCCCGAACCAGGUCCGUCACGAUAUUCGGAUUAGCAAGGCAGCCCGCCACGCAAAGCGCAGAGACGUGCAAACCGACCGUUUCGCUAAGCGGGCAAACUUGGGAUUGGGAGAAGGCCAGCGCAAACCAAAUGCACUGGAUAACAGGCAGUUGUUCGCAUGA
Messenger RNA from Aspergillus bombycis, 1095 nucleotides. RefSeq names its product ribosome biogenesis protein BRX1. The transcript has 2 exons. NCBI's taxonomy places the organism in Eukaryota, Fungi, Ascomycota, Eurotiomycetes, Eurotiales, Aspergillaceae. The record is from RefSeq and is a predicted model, not a curated record. Gene Ontology annotation, molecular function: rRNA binding. The coding region runs from base 1 to 1095 and encodes 364 amino acids. Gene Ontology annotation, biological process: rRNA processing; ribosomal large subunit assembly. Gene Ontology annotation, cellular component: nucleolus.